This is a messenger RNA of Porites lobata, 5335 nucleotides long. The record is from the annotation of a GenBank genome assembly. NCBI's taxonomy places the organism in Eukaryota, Metazoa, Cnidaria, Anthozoa, Scleractinia, Poritidae.
AUGCAUUCUCAAGUACAUCCUUCGGAAACCCACAUUCAUGUACCAGAUAUUUCCCACAUUGGAGAAACAUAUACUUUGCAGCCAUUUUCUUUAGAUCAUAGUACCGUCAUUGACAACUUACCAGACGCCUCCCAAAGCACUUAUCGCGAAAGGAACGAACAGCUAACGGCGUACGAAGAUAUUUACAGCCCCAUAUUGAGAGCUUUGAGGCUUUUUGGACUAUACUUUGGAGAAAUCUCACUAACUCGACUGCCAUCGACGUUGUCCUUUCAAAAGAGGCGGGCAUCCAUUUGGCUUCUCUUUUGUUGUGCAGUGCUGGGAACAGUUUGGUUAACCGUUGGCUUGCUGCUUAUUUCGUUAGGUUUAGAAGGUUUUACUGACAUCACAAUCUUCUUCAGGUUGUUGGGAAGCUUAGUAGGGUACCUUUUGGCAGCGCUCAAUGGAACAAUUUGCUUGUUUGUACUACCAAUAAGUCAAAUUAGACAGUCGCGUUUUGAAACGUUUAUUCGAAAAUUAAUUGAAUGCAAUGCUGAAUUGAAAACAUUGAGAUCUACCUCUCGCAAAACUGUAGCUGCUGCAGGCUUUAUUUGGAUCACUGCAACUAUCUUAGUCAUCACAUCAACCCACUUUUUGCCUCAGCUCUAUUUAGGGAGUAACAAACCUUGGAAUGAUUGGAAUGGUUACAGCAUUACCAUACUUUAUUCAUUUACGUUGGUUUUAGUCUAUGCAGUAUUGUUGUUUCCCAUCCCUUUAUAUUGCAUGACGUGCUUGAUACUUGAACGACUUUUUGAUGAUUUUUAUCAAAGAACAACAAGAAAAAUCGGCGCUUUGGACAUUUGGGCUUUGAAAGAGGAACAUCAUCGAUUAUGUGAUGUGGUUGAACACGCCAGCAAAGUGUUUUCACCUCUUCUCUUUGUGACACUGUCCCUUCAAAUCCCUUUCAUUUGUUUUACUUUUUUCGUUGCUGUCCAACUGAACCCCUCGCAAGAAAGUAGUGGCUCUGAAUAUCUUACCCUUGGCUGUGUAAUAUUAAUCAUGCAAUCCGCUGGGAACAUCGCUAUUUUCUUGUUUUUUGGAGCAAGAGUUAACGGAAAGGUAUGUAAAGUUAUAGGUUACGUCCUGCUUCCUGUAAUUUUUCUUUGUUAAAUCCAGUUUCUGCUCUAAAGUUUAAUUUGUAUAAAUGCUGUAAUAGAUUAGAAGAUUCAAGUUUUCCUUUAGAGAAAUCAAGCUAGUAUUACAUUUAGUGAUUUACAGUGUAUUUUGUUUACAUUUAGUGAUUUAGUUUUUUAAGAAAGUCAAAUGAGCCUCCACUGUUAACAAUGGCCAAAGGUAUACGACCAAAUCAAAUCAUCGAUGCCAUUAAACCAAAAUAAUUAUAAUAAAGACAAAUGAGCCUCCAAGUUUCCAAAGCAAUGGCCUAUGGUAAACUAAACCCUUGCUCAUAAGGAAGGGGCGACAAUCCCAUGAGUAAUUUGCUACAUUUUCAGAUUCACAGUGUUCAAAGCAUUUUGGAAGGAUCCGUUGUCUCUGACGAAGACCAAGUGAAGGUAUCUUUUUCUUUUUUUGUCUUGUUUGUCUGUUUGUUUUUUUUUUCUGUAGCUUCCUGGUGCCUUUCUUAGAGCCAUCUGCCAGUGCAUAUACCGUUGCCUGGUAAUCCCGCGCGCACGCGCACUUCACAGAAAUUAAUUAAUUAAGAGGUUUUUCCGGUAAUAACUAACUGAAGAGUGUUUUUUUUCUCAAAAGCGCACUUGCAAUUGUAAUCUUAGCCUUUAAGUUAAAAAACAAAACAAAACAAAGACAAAAAGAAACAAAAAAAGCUGAACUAGUUACAUGACAAGUUGUACUUUAGGAGGGCGCUUACAAGUAUUCCCUUAUGAGUUCAUUUGGAAAACUUGGGACGAGAUCGAUGAAGAGAGGAUGCAUGCAGGCUAAGCGCCAUCUGGACUGAGUUUUAACAAAAAUAUAGACAGCAUAUUAAAAAAAAAAAAAAUGAUAUAACUUAGCUUAUAAAUAAACCACUUGUUCCCUCUUGAUUAGAAUUACUAAAGACUAUUCUGAUUUCUUCUUAGCUAUUGCCGUUCAUCUUUUACCUUAACUGCGAACCUAGGGGUUUUUCAGUUGGAGGACUUGUUGUGGUAACCAAAUCCCUUUGUUUCACGGUUCGUAUGAAAAGGCUACUUCUUGCCAUAUCUUACUUUACAAAAUAACUGAGAUAGUACGUGCGAUCUGAUUGGUCAAAAACCUAUGGUUUAUUAUACUCGUUAACCCAUAGACAAAGGCAUCCAGACCACGAGCCAUAAAAAAUAGAGAAAAAGAAAAAAAGAAAUAGAAAAAAAAAAAACGGCUAUUGAUCUGCAAACAACGAUUUUAGAAAGGCUUAAAAACAGAACAAUUUACUUACCUAGCCCUUCUUAAUAUUAAAAAGCGUUGUUUCCACUACAUUUUUAUUACUAAGCGUCGUAAUUCGCUACUGCCAUAGUUAUAAAGUUAUAAAAGUUAUAAAGUACAAAGCUGGAAAGCAGUUUACAUUCCUUUUGCUAAAUCGCAGAGAAAGACAGUUCAACUGUUUGAAUUUCUGGUGUAGAAAGUGUCUAGGAAAGCUUAACCAUGUGCCAACCAGCAACAAAACGGAUAGUUUUAGCAUUCUUGAACUAUUUUGUCAAAAUUAAAUUUCUGAAUGAAAGAAACUGUUCCAAGAAAGAUCUGAUCACGUUCUGGUCCAAAAUCGGCCGCUGUAGGUUGUAAACAAGCUGUAAAUGAUGAUGAAAGAUGUCAGAGUUUCGCACUGAUUUUUUUUUCCAACAUUUGCACUAAUCAUUCGUUAAUAUCGAUGCCAUAACCUUCUUCAAAGCACCUGACUUCACAAAUCGACACAUAUUAACGCCAAUAUGUGGCUACGGCAAAGAAACCUUUCUCCAAAUUUACAGCUGCCACUAACAUAUUUCCAUCGGUCGCUGUACGUACAUGUUACAUGCGACAACCUUGCAAAUGCAGCCACGUCGUUACUGCAGCGUUUCUUGUUCAUGAAAAAGUCCAGAAAACAGAUGUUAAACCACUGCAGCUUGUAAGAAGUGAAUGAAGUCCUCCUUUACAAUAGCUGCCAGUUCCGUCUGUAAGCGCGAAAUUACGGAUCGACUCAAACAGCUGCGUAUAGUUUGAUGUUCAAUUUUCUACCUCUGUAAGUAAACAAACCAUGAACGUAUUCUUUCACUGUACAUUCGCAUGAGUAUGUGUUGACUUUCCCUGUAAAACAGCAAUUUUGCUCUCGCCAAGAGAGGAUAAAGGGGACAGAGAAGGCAUCCCCCAUACACACCCUAUUCGAUAGCUAAUUCGUCUCGAGUUAUUUUUAAGACCACAGAUCCCAAGGGGGAUUAGACAACAGCCAAUCACAUAGCGCGAAUGUGUUCCGCGUUGAUGACCCACGCUCAGAGCCACGCGUCCUUCACGAAUUGACGCUGAAAAAAAUGGCGGAAGACGGGGAGAGCGAUAUUGCUAUUCGUUUUGUCGACAACAUCGACAAAAGAGAAAUUUCUACUAAACCGGUGUCAGCGAAAAGGGAAUCAAAAAAGAAUCACCCUUCCUCUCUUGUAUAGAGCUAACAGUACAGCAGGGAAAUCCUUAAUACACUGAAUAUUCUCUCAGGAUCAUUUAUAAUUUACAGGUUGAAGAAAGCAAUUUCUGGUUUCAUAUUUAUUCUUUUAUUAGUCUUUGGUUAUUCAACAAAAAUAACGCUUGGCGUCCUACUUGCUUUAGUGUACAAACGGCCGGUUUCAAUAGACUGGCGAAAUUUCUCAUUUUUAUUAAAGCACUGAGGUUAAGACAACUUCGAGUUAAACUGAUUUCACGGGUUGUCAAAGAUUCCAGCGAUUCCCUUUUCCCAGGUGAGCGCCGACUCAUUUCGCUUCAAUAUUCAGAAAUGGUCUCGAUCUCUUUACGCUUUCAUGGUCUUUCACCUGACAUGUUUUGCACGACAUUUAGUAAUGCGAAACCUCCACGAAACAUCCACGCAGCGCGCGAGGUAACUUUAUCCCGAUUCUAAAAAUAACUCGAGACGAAUUACCUAUGGAAUAGGGUGUGUAUGGGGGAUGCCUUCUCUGUCCCCUUUAUCCCCUCUUGCUCUCGCCUAAUUCAUUUGACUAAUAAAAGCCUGUUCCCGAGGCCAAACCUUUAGUGAUCACCUUAGAAAAGCGAACAAUAUCGUACCUUUCCUUUUUAGCCCGGAUUAGGGUGGUUGAUCCGUUUAGCUAAUGAAACGAGAAUACAAUAAGAUAUUGGACGAAGCAGACUCAGCGAAUCGUAUUAACUUUGACACAUCUCAGAGCUUUACAUGACGCUCUCCGGGGAACUUUUCGCAAGGUGACCAAAAACGAAAUGUAAUCUGCUAAACGACACCGAAACCAGCUUUAGGCGCGCACUGCUUUCAAGUAAGUGUCACUUGUGUUAGACAGACAAUUGUGGGUAGGGACGCAAAAAAACAAACAAACAAAGCAAAGAGGGAGGGGGGUUAGAAAGAAAUGCGCGAGAUUCUGUCUACAGCCACUUUUACACAAAUUCCCAACCACAAAAAGACACGGGAAAAAAAAAAAAACAAAAACGACAUAACCAAAAAAUACAGUAAGCUAAAACAGGGGAAGUUGAGAGAAAUUACAAAAUGUUUGCAGGUAGAUAUAUAUUUAACAAGGGCCAUAUAGAUGUAGGUAGUUAUCUGUAAUAACACCAAAGACAAUUUCUAAUGCGGGGAGUCCGAAAACAUAGAUUUUAACUUCCCAGGAAUUGUGAAAACACUGGUAUAAUUUCAUGCGUAAGAUUUCAUUUUGGGAAAUUUGAAGCUUUUGAAACUUGUUUCCUCGGGCUUUCGUAAGAAAUUUUCUUGUGUUAAUACAUAUAACUAAUUACAUCUAUAGCCCUUGAAAAGGAUAAAAAAACAAACAAACAAACAAAGAAAGCAACUAUGCUUUAAGUUAUUCUGGUACAAGCUUCUUGUCCACUAAAAAGUAAAAUUACUCAGUUUUCUAAUGGAUUCCGUCGUAACUCUUGUUAAAAAGUGUUCAAAAGCAAGAAUAGAAAUGUUAAAAAAGACAAUUUUAAAAUACAUAUGUAUAGAAGUAAUUUAUUUAUAAUAAUUUACUAUCAUUGUCAUUAUCACUGUAAUACUUAUAACUACUAAAAUAAUACUUCUUGGUAGAGCUAAUUCUGCGGUUAAGGUGCUUUAUUAUUAACUAAUUAAUAUUGUUGUUGUCAGCGCGCGGUGGUUAUUAUUUAUUUUGUCAUUUGUUUUCAGAUUACUGGAGUCAUCGUCUCGUAUUGUGCCGUUAUGCUAUCAAUGCCAACAUGA